GAUAAUCUUACCAAAAUGGCGACUGUUGUUGUUUUCUCGCAGGGUCAGUGAAUUAAUCCGUUCAUGAUUUCAGUAAAUUUCUGCACUAAUUUGCAGAAAUACUACUAAGAAACAGCCGAGUACCGCAAGAGUCGACUCUGCGUGGGCUGAAAUGAAAGGCAAAGAGCGGUCGCCGAUUAAAAAACGCUCCCGGGCCUUGGAAGACAUACGAGAGAGGGGAGGAUGCCAUCCGACCAGCAAGAAAAUGGGGGCUCUCUCCAUUUCCAGUGGGAGCAAUAACGGUAACAACUCCACCAAAAACGACGGCAGCUCGACAAGACGGAGUCUGCUCGGUGAAAAAAGAGACAGGGACUUCGACGGUCAUAGUAGGACUGGAAAUAAUCACAGCUGUCAGUCUGCUGCUGCUAGCUCCGUCGGUAAAAACCAUAGCCUGAGCCUGACGCUGGAUUUAGCCUCACCGAGGACCACCUCGCGGGGGGAGCAGCGUGUUCAGCCGCCCAACGCUGAGAGUGAGUACAAAACGCUCAAAAUCAGCGAUCUUGGCACUCAGUUGAGCGAUGAGGAUAUAGAAGAUGGGCUAUUUCACGAAUUCAAGAAAUUCGGCGACGUGAGUGUUAAAAUAAGCCGCAGCAACGAUGAACGGAUAGCGUUCGUUAAUUUCAGGAAGCCGGAGGACGCCAGAGCUGCUAAACACGCCAGAGGUCGGCUUGUGCUGUACGACCGGCCGCUGAAGAUCGAGGCAGUAUACGUUAACAGGAGGAGAAGCCGCUCCCCUGUGGAGAGGGAAUUAUAUGGUGCAGCUCAAAGUCACAGACAUUUGCAAAGACCCCUCUCGCCCCCUGGGCUUGGAUACAGAGACUACCGGCUGCAGCAGCUGGCUUUGGGACGACUGCCUCCUCCUCCGCCACCCCCACUGCCUAGAGAAUUGGAGCGGGACAGAGAGUUUGCCCUGUUUGAAGCCAGGGCACGUCCAGCUUUCAUUGCAGAGCGAGCAGCCUUUCGUGAAGAGGAUUUUAUAUCUCCAGAAGAUGACCAAAGAGCCAAUAGGACAUUGUUUUUAGGCAACCUGGACAUUACUGUUACAGAAGCAGAUCUGAGGAGAGCUUUUGAUAGGUUUGGAGUCAUAACAGAAGUGGACAUUAAAAGACCUACUCGAGGACAAACCAGUACAUAUGGAUUUCUGAAAUUUGAGAACCUUGACAUGGCUCAUCGUGCUAAGCUUAGUAUGUCUGGCAAAAUAGUGGGUCGUAACCCUAUAAAGAUAGGUUAUGGGAAAGCAACGCCCACUACGCGUUUGUGGGUGGGUGGACUUGGGCCCUGGGUACCUUUAGCUGCUCUGGCCAGAGAGUUUGACCGUUUUGGCACGAUAAGGACCAUAGAUUACAGAAAAGGAGACACUUGGGCCUACAUUCAGUAUGAAAGUUUAGAUGCUGCACAAGCAGCUUGGACUCACAUGAGGGGCUUCCCGCUUGGAGGACCAGAAAGAAGACUUAGAGUGGACUUUGCAGACACUGAGCACCGUUACCAGCAGCAGUUCCUGCAGCCUCUCCCUAUACCACCGUUUGACAUGGUGGCUGAGUCAUUUGUCCACCGGGCAACACCAGAACCUCUUAGGGUUAGAGAUCGGACUCCACCGCCUCUUCAUUUUAGAGACAGAGAGCUCUUUCCUGGAACUGAGUGGCCCAACCCAGCUAUACGUGAACGGAUACGGGCGUCACCUUUUGAGCCUCUGGAACAUUUGGAACGGGAUCGACGGACACGGGAUCCUUGGUCUUUGGAACAAGAGCUCCAGGCACGAGACCCUACACGCAAACGGCGUUUAAUGGAGGACGGGCGUCAUCUGGAACACAGUCCUGACAGCACGGAGAGGACAGUAAGACGGAGACGUGCUUCUCCAGAAGGCAGCCCUGGAGGCAGCAGCAGGGAUGGAGGGCGCUUCAGUGACUCAGAGCGCCCCCUGAGAGGUGAGAGAGGGUCCCCAGCAAGAGAACGUCACAGUAGCGUGGAAAGAGGGGUAGCUGAACGGAGACUGAAAAGCCAGAUUCUUUCAGAGAAGGGACCAUCAGGCAGCGCUCUUUUAGCAGUUGGAGAGCGCAAGCGAAAGGCGGUCGAUGGCGGUAAAGGGCCCGCCAAGAGAGAACGUUCUGAAAGCAGUGCUAAAGGAGGUCAGCCAUCCAAGCCAGAUGGCACUAAACUGAGUUUGGCUUGGCGUGGCAUGCUGCUCCUGAAGAACAGCAACUUCCCAGCCAACAUGCACCUGCUGGAGGGGGACCAUGGCGUAGCCAGCGACCUACUUGUCGACAGCACCACAGGAAGGCAGGUGAGCGAGCUAAAGAUCACGCAGCGUCUUCGUCUGGACCAGCCCAAGCUUGAUGAGGUGUCCCGGCGUAUCAAGGUGGCAGGUCCUGGUGGCUAUGCCGUCCUGUUGGCAGUUCCUGGAGCCACAGAGGAUACAUCUUCAUCUGACCCAGCAGCAUCAACCCAGCGGCCGCUUCGCAACCUGGUGUCCUACCUCAACCAAAAACAAGCAGCUGGAGUCAUCAGCCUGCCUGUGGGAGGGAGCAGAGAUAAAGACAACACAGGGGUUCUUCAUGCUUUCCCCCCCUGCGAUUUCUCCCAGCAGUUCCUGGAUUCCUCUGCCAAAGCUCUGGCAAAAAGCGAAGAGGACUAUCUGGUCAUGAUUGUGGUUCGUGGUGCAUCUUAAAAAAAAAAAAAUCACAAUGCACUAAGUUCAAGUGGAAUCUAAGAAAAAAGAAAGGAAAAAAAAUCUGCUGUAUGUCAGUAAUUAUUGCAUGCUGUGUCUUCUGCAUCAUGGGGUACAGUAGUAUGGUUCUUGAGUGUUUGUAUGUUGCCAUGUAAUUCACUAAAAGGACAAACAGUGCCCUCCUACAAAACUUAAAAUGUUGUGUGUUUUUGAAAAUUACUUUUCAGUGGGUGUGUCAGUUUGAUCACAGUCACAAACUUGCUGCAGUUCAGACAGUUCUGUCAAACAAUUAAUGUUAAGAGUUUCUCUUUAGUCCAGAUUCAGUUAACUUUAUUCAGAAACUGCUUUGGCUCUUAAACGGUUUUAAAAUAUUACCUUUGCAGUUGUACUCCAAGAAGAAGGUACAUUGUAGACCUGAAAUAUUUUAGGUAACACCGCAUUUCCAAGAGACUAGUGUUGAAGUCACAUCUUCCACACAAUGUUAACUAAAUCAAAACAUUCUUAAAAAAAUCUCAUGUUUGUUUCUGGGCAACUAUAUUGUUUUACCCCAACCUAAACAGGUGGUGUUAUUGUGAUAACUUCUUUCCCAAACAUACACAAGGGGGAAAAGUCGUCUUAAUUGAAUAGAUAGUGUUGACUUACACAUGCAGUAAUGUUACAUUUUGAUAAUAAGAGACAAGAGUGAGUGUGACAUUUUUGAACUCAAAGUGUUCAACGAAGGUCAAAUGUCUUUUGGGAAAAAAAAGAAACCUGAUUAAAAAAAAAAAAACUGGUAACAUUUCAAGGUUUUAAAUAUGUUUAAACAUGUCACACAA
Melanotaenia boesemani (Boeseman's rainbowfish) is the source of this 3519-nucleotide messenger RNA. It is a transcript of the gene rbm15, whose product is annotated as RNA binding motif protein 15. The coding region runs from base 152 to 2704 and encodes 850 amino acids. Lineage: Eukaryota; Metazoa; Chordata; Actinopteri; Atheriniformes; Melanotaeniidae. Gene Ontology annotation, biological process: regulation of alternative mRNA splicing, via spliceosome. The transcript has a single exon. The record is from RefSeq and is a predicted model, not a curated record. Gene Ontology annotation, molecular function: mRNA binding. Gene Ontology annotation, cellular component: nucleus.